AUGCACAUUCCCCCCAGCCAAACUCUCCGAUCCGACAAAGAAGCCCCCGCGCAGAGUCCCGAGCAUCCAGACGGGGAGGGGGGGAACGCGCCUUUGGAGAGCGGCCAAGCCAAGGCGAAACCCGCCCUGCGUUUCCGCCCGUGGUUUCGCAGACGGACCGUUCCCGGCUGGCCAAAGCUGGAGAGAGGUAGUACAAUAAAUUAUCCCCCCUUCCCUUCCCCGCCGCUCCCCGCCAGCCGGACUCCGGGGGCCAGCCGCGGCCCCGCCCCGCGCACGUGCCUGGCGCAGAGAGCCGCAGCCGGCCCGGGAGAGGCAGCGCCGAGGGGGGGAUGCGGGGGGCGGCCCCGCGCCAGCCAGCCCUCCCGCACCGCCGCCCCUCUCCGGCUCCGGACGCGGAGCCCCAGCAGCAGCAGCAGCGCCGCCGCCGCCGCCGCCAUGGGCUCCCGGCUGAGCAGGCCCCCCAGCCCGCAGGAGGGGCGGCCGGGCCGCUCCCCGCUCGCCUCCUUGCUGCGCGGCUCCCCGCAGCUGCCCGCCGCGCUGCGGACGGCCAAGGCGGCGCCCUACGAGAGGCGGCUGCGCUGGAUCCGCGGCAUCCAGGCGGCCCUCGGCGCGCGCCAGCGGGACCAGGCGCUCCGCCUCCUCCGCCUGCUCCGCCAGGACCUUGGACUAGAAGGGACAUUCCUCAGUGAAGUUCUCUAUAAGAAUGCUGCCUUUCUCAACCUCGUGGAUCCCAUCUCUCAUGACCUCCUGAUGAGCCUAGCCAGAGAUUUGCAGUGCCCCAAGAAAGAAUAUGACCCUUGGAAGUCUGCAGAUCGGAUCUGCCGACAGCUGAUUUAUCACUUGACUCCUCAUUCAAAAUGGCACCAGCACAGCAUGCCCCGGCGGAAGUCACAGGCAAGUCUGAAGAACAGCUUACAGAAGAAGCUGAGCCAAGAUGCUAUGGAUCUGUCAGGGAUGCCUCUUUCCACACAGGACAUCCACCGCAUGGCCUAUUACCUGCAGAACCAUGGCCACAACCUCAACACAGUGGACCUGAGCUUCACAGACUUGAAUGAUGACAAGCUGCACCUUCUGCUUCCUUUUCUGUGGUCACUGCCCAGGCUCACCCAUCUCUCCCUCAACGGGAAUCGUCUGACCAAAGCCACUGUAAAAGAACUGACAGAUGCCAUGAAGGACAUGAACCAGUUCCCUUGCUUGGCCUGGAUUGACCUUGGCAACAACGUAGAUGUGUCUUCUAUGCCUCAGCCUCUGCUGGUUGGCUUGCGGAAGCGCCUCAAUUUGCAGACCACCCUGCCCACCAUCUACGAGUCCCUUGACAGUGAUUCUGAGCUCUCUACCAGCCCCAAGAUUGGCCAGCUAGAAGACAGGGAGGCAUCAGAAGCAGCAUUGCAAGCAGAAGAGGUGCAGCAAAAGGCUGAAGAAGAGUCGUGCAUCUUUCCCCAGCAGUCCUGUGAAAGGUGA
Euleptes europaea (tarantolino) is the source of this 1461-nucleotide messenger RNA. It is a transcript of the gene LRRC75B, whose product is annotated as leucine rich repeat containing 75B. The record is from RefSeq and is a predicted model, not a curated record. The coding region runs from base 1 to 1461 and encodes 486 amino acids. Lineage: Eukaryota; Metazoa; Chordata; Lepidosauria; Squamata; Sphaerodactylidae. The transcript has 4 exons.